Molecule: messenger RNA, 714 nt
Organism: Ceratotherium simum simum (southern white rhinoceros)
Lineage: Eukaryota; Metazoa; Chordata; Mammalia; Perissodactyla; Rhinocerotidae
Source: RefSeq, a predicted model, not a curated record
AUGAGAAGGUCCAGCUUGACCACCUUACAGAACUUUGGAAUGGGCAAGCAGACCCUAGAAGACACGGUUAUAGAGGAAUGCCUGCAUCUCGUACAGAAUUUUGAGUCUCACAGAGGAAAGCCCUUUGAGCUCGAAACAGAGAAAGAUACAUCUACUGACUAUUUCAGCAAUGAAAAUUUGGUGGCCCUUGUUAGUAAUCUGUUUGUGGCAGGUACAGAGACUAUGGCCUCCACGCUGCGCUGGGGGAUUCUGCUCAUGAUGCGAUAUCCUGAGGUCCAGAAAAAGGUCUGUGAUGAGAUCACCAAAGUUGUGGGGUCGACCCAGCCUCGAAUUGCACACCGAACUCAAAGGCCGUACACAGAUGCUGUCAUUCACGAAGUGCAGAGAUUUGCUAAUAUCCUGCCUACAGGUUUACCCCAUGCAACAACCACAAAUACUAUCUUUAAAAAUUACUAUAUUCCAAAGUAACAUUUUUAUUUCUACGGCACUGAGGUCAUCACUUUGCUGACCUCAGUACUUAGGGAUCAAACACAGUGGGAAAAACCAGACACAUUUAAUCCUGAGCAUUUCCUCAGUUCUACUGGAAAGUUUAUCAAGGAAGAAGCUUUCAUGCCAUUUUCAGUGGGCCUCAUGCAGAAAUUCCCCAUCCAGCCACCCCCUGGGGUUUCCCGUCUGGACCUGGACCUAACCCCGGACAUUGGCUUCACCACUUGA